AUGCAGAAACAAUCCUUUUCCUCUGCCUUUCUACUACUACUACUACUAUUGUUUAUCCACACAAUUACAAUUGUGAAUGCAGUACAAAGGGGAAGAAUGGUGGGAGCAAGAACACAAGUAAAAGACGUUAAAGCAAACAAGGAAAUACAAGAACUAGGCAAGUUUUCAGUAGAGGAGUACAACAAGGCCAUCUUAGAAACACCGCCGAGCCCGCUUCGAAGCGUGGGGCACGGUGGCUCCAACGGCCCUGUAGAUUUUGUUGAGGUGGUGGAGGCGGAAAGACAGGUGGUGGCUGGGGUUAAAUACUACCUUAAGGUUGAAGCCAUGCAAGGUGGGGUUAGCAGGACUUUUGAUGCUGUGGUGGUUGUUAAGCCAUGGGUUCAAUCAAAGAAAUUGCUCAACUUUGGCCCAGCUCCAAGGGUCAAGUUUUCAGAUGCCCCGAGUGAACAGAUCUAG
Molecule: messenger RNA, 456 nt
Organism: Spinacia oleracea (spinach)
Lineage: Eukaryota; Viridiplantae; Streptophyta; Magnoliopsida; Caryophyllales; Amaranthaceae
Product: cysteine proteinase inhibitor B
Exons: 1
Coding region: 1-456 (151 amino acids)
Molecular function (GO): cysteine-type endopeptidase inhibitor activity
Source: RefSeq, a predicted model, not a curated record